Benincasa hispida (wax gourd) is the source of this 1310-nucleotide messenger RNA. RefSeq names its product PPPDE putative thiol peptidase family protein. Gene Ontology annotation, biological process: protein modification by small protein removal. NCBI's taxonomy places the organism in Eukaryota, Viridiplantae, Streptophyta, Magnoliopsida, Cucurbitales, Cucurbitaceae. Gene Ontology annotation, molecular function: peptidase activity. The record is from RefSeq and is a predicted model, not a curated record.
GAGUAGCAAAUUUGACUGAAAUUGCUUCGUAACACAACACGUAUCUCUGAAUCCAUGUCGGUUUCUUCGCCGCUUCCUCCGUCGGCGUGGUUUCUGAUUGUCAAUGGAAAGAAACAUCCAACCCCACAUCUUCGUUUUAUCCCUUUCUUCAACCGACUUCUUGGCCCUUGAAAAUUUCCUUGAGCAAGAUGGCUGAGGAGGAGUCUCACAGGGUUGUAUUGAAUUUAUACGACCUUAGCUGCGGAUUGGCUCGGCAGUUCUCCAAACCAUUGUUAGGGAAACCCAUUGAAGGCAUAUGGCACACUGGGAUUGUAGUGUAUGACAAUGAAUACUACUUUGGUGGUGGAAUCUAUCACAGUCAUUCUGGAAAUACACCCUUUGGAACACCAAUUGGUGUCAUUGAUUUGGGCAUUACACACAUCCCGAAAGAUGUGUUCGAAAGUUAUCUGAUCGAAAUCAGCCCACGUUAUACAGCUGAAACUUACAGCUUGUUGGGUCACAAUUGCAACAACUUUAGUAAUGAGGUUGCACAGUUUUUGGUCGGUUCGACCAUCCCAGAGUAUAUUCUUCAGCUUCCCAACGAAGUUAGAAGCAGUCCCAUCGGCAGACUCAUGCUGCCGAUGAUUCAGAACCUAGAAACAACAUUAAAAUCUGGUGCAGUUCCUAAAGCUCCACAGGUCAGGCAUAGUCAGCCUGCAAUGACAUCAGCUCCUAUAUCAGUCUUGGAUUCUAACAUUGAGGAAUCAGCAGGCGGUGCUGUCGGACAGUCUGGUGGUGGUGGUAGCAAGGCAACACAGUCUGCCGAGCAAAACACGACCAUAGAGUUGACACAUCUGUCAACAGAGCUUGCUGUAGGGGCAGGGCACCCGAAGUCACCUGGGAAGACAAUUGAUGAAAGUCUGCUCAGGGAUGCUCGUGCCAUGAUACGAGACAGGAUCAAGUGUGAAUUUGUAUCAAUCAUGGCGACCGGGAAGUAUCGUGCAAGUGAAGCUGCUGCCCUUGCAGCCAAGAGAGUGAUGAGCAAAUAUAAUAGCCAUACAAGUGUUGCAGCUUCACAGGACUAGAAGGUAACAUGACAUCCUUCUUCCUCCAAUGUGGUUCUAGGAUAGAUCAAGGAUAUAAGUAGUUAAAACUUUGCUUCAUGUACAGGUAGGGAAUACUAUUGAGAUAACUGUUCAUCUGCGGAGAUUAAACAUAUUAAGUUCAUCUAAUAGCAACUUUGUUUCUAAUUUUCAAAAUGAAAAAACAAAAGCGUUAUAUAACGUGUUCCAUCUCAAUUAUUCUGACUUGAUAAAAAUUCAUUUUCGAAA